Spinacia oleracea (spinach) is the source of this 372-nucleotide messenger RNA. RefSeq lists its product as uncharacterized. The transcript has 2 exons. The record is from RefSeq and is a predicted model, not a curated record. Lineage: Eukaryota; Viridiplantae; Streptophyta; Magnoliopsida; Caryophyllales; Amaranthaceae. The coding region runs from base 1 to 372 and encodes 123 amino acids.
AUGGCUAUCACCUUCGACGACUCAGAUUCAGUAGAUACACAGCGAGAGCACCACGACGGACUGGAAAUGGGACUCGAGGAAAAGAACAUCAUUAAGAGAUCAACAGUCUUGGUAGGGUUCAGCGGAGAAUCAUUGCGAACUGUUGGAGAAAUAUCAUUGUCCACCUAUGCAGAAGGAGUCAAUGUCAUGACGAAUUUCAACGUCGUCGAUUUGGGACGACCAUGGAUCCACAAAAUGAAAGUAGUACCCUCGACGUACCACCAGUCAAUCAAAUUCCCAACCAAAUGGGGGGUCAUGGAGAUCAAAGGGCAGCAAAGAGAUGCAAAGAAAUACUACGAAACCGCACUGAAACCAUCAAAAUCCUCCAUCUAG